This is a messenger RNA of Saprolegnia parasitica CBS 223.65, 3067 nucleotides long. RefSeq lists its product as hypothetical. The record is from RefSeq and is a predicted model, not a curated record. NCBI's taxonomy places the organism in Eukaryota, Oomycota, Saprolegniomycetes, Saprolegniales, Saprolegniaceae. The coding region runs from base 1 to 2994 and encodes 997 amino acids. Gene Ontology annotation, biological process: potassium ion transport. Gene Ontology annotation, cellular component: membrane. The transcript is spliced from 16 exons.
AUGCGAGACUUGGCGGUUGAGCCCGAGCAGCACACGCAGCUGGCGCCGCUCGUGAGCAAGUUUGAACGCAAGACGCGGUACAUGGUCAAGGACGAGCACACGCGCAUUCGCAUCAAUCGCUUCUUGGACAAUGGCCCGGCGGGGCUCAUCUUGGACGUGCUGCAGUCGAUCGUGUCGAUCACGUUCGCCACCACGUACAUCAUCCACUCGUACAGCACCGAGCCCGGGCUGCCGCCCGUGCUCUGGAACAUGGAGCUCGGCUGCGCGCUCUUCUUCCUCACCGACUUUCUCUUCCGUGGCAUCCUUCUCGCCGAGGUGUGGAAGCAUAUUUUUCGCUGGAACACGCUCAUCAACCUCAUUGUGAUCCUGCCCGUCUUUCCGGGCGCCAUGUUUGUCCCCUCCCAUACGUUUUGGCAUGGCACGGGCUACUACCGACUCGUGUACCCGAUCCGCUUCCUCAAGUGCUCCAUGGAGAUCCGCGCCGUGCUCAACCGCUGCCGCGCCUACAUGUCGCCCGUCAUGCUCUUUGGUCUCGUGGCGUACUUUAAGUUUCUCUCCGUCAUCUUUGUCGCCGCCGGCGUCAUCCAGAUCACCGAGACGUCGAUCGAUGCGGAUUCGGACGCGACCGACGACGGCGACUGGACCUUCUUCAAUUCACUCUUCAAGUCGAUUUUAACGUUCGUGUACGUCGACUACCCGCCGGCCGAGAACCCGAUCUCGAAGCUCAUUGUGGGCACGCUCCUCGUCUUCCUGUUGAUCAUCAUCCCGUACGAGCUCUCGAAGCUCUUCGACAUCAACUCGCUCUACUCGUCGUACGAGCACGACAGCUACCGGCCGUCGAAGCGCUCCAAGCACAUUGUCAUCUGCGGCGACCUCACGCCCCAGCGCAUCGAGCAGUGCUUCUGGGAGAUCUUCCACGACGACCACGACCUCGUCGACAUCCGCGUCGUCGCCAUGUGUGACGAGCCGCCGCCGUCGUCCAUGGUCGCGCUUCUCAUGGACCCGUUCUUCGCCAAGCGGGCCGUGUACAUCCAAGGCUCAGUCUUGGACUCGGACGCGGCGAUGCGAGCGGCGUGCGACUCGGCGGCCGCGAUCUUUGUGCUCACGCGCAAGACGGGCCACGAAGACCUCAACAGCUCGGACCACCGCACCAUCAUGCGCGCGAUCGAGGUGCAGCAGAUCUCGCCGAAUGCGAGCAUUUACACCCAAAUCCACUUGUCGGCCAACCGCCACCUCCUCGAAGCCUCUGGCAUUGAGAACGUGCUCUGUCUCAGCGAGGUCAUGCACGCGCUCUUGGCGCAAAACUGUUUCUGCCCGGGCUUUUCAACGCUCAUGUUCAACCUCACGGCGGCGCUCAGCGACGUCAAGGUCGACCACACGUGGGAGUCGCGCUUCCUCCAUGGUGCAAGCCACGAGCUGUACUCGGUCACCCUUCCACCGGCGAGCGUUAUCUACGGCUUGUCGUUUGCCGAGGUGGCGGUCCUCGUCCACGCGCAGUGUCAAAGUGCGAUUCUGCUCGCAGUGCUCGUCACGUCGCCCGAGUACGACGCUCACGACGAGAACGACAGCAACUCGUGCAUCAUUCUCAACCCGGGCAACACGUACACGUGUGUCGGCGGCGAGACAGCGUAUGUAUGUGAUUGCGCGGGACCGGAAGCAAGCCGAGCGCGUCUGAGCAUGCAAAAAGACAGCUACAAUGGAACGCAGAGUGCGAGCGACCUCGGCGGUCCCAAGACAUCGCUGCAGACGCAGGCUGCGGCCGAAAAGCUCGUGCUCUCGCCAACGACGACUGCGACUGCGGGUAUGACCAAAGAGAAGGCCAAGCUCCUCUUCACGCCGCCGCUGCCCAAGCGGCACAACGCGGGGCCGAAGAAGAAGCGCACGGCCCGCACCAUCAUGUGGGCCGCGUCCAAACUCGCCGAGUCGAGCGAGCGCAAGCACAAGAAGGUCGAAGAGUUUAUUGUCGAUGACGUCAACAAGCUCAAGUUUACGCUCAAGCCCGUUGUCGUCGUCUCGCUCGCAUCCGUCUUUCCCGAGAACCUCGAGUUUUUCAUUGCGCCCUUGCGCGCCCCGACCGUCAAGGACCACCAUCCGAUCGUCUUGUUGUCGCCCGCGCCGCCGGCCGACGAGACGUUUGCGCCCCUCAAAGGCUUUCUGGACGUGUUUGUGGUCGUCGGGGAGCCGACGCGCCUCGGCGUCCUCAAGCGCGCGGGCAUUGAGAUGGCGUUCAAGGUCGUCAUUCUCUGCAGUGAAGAGGACUUUGGGACGGCCUCGAACCAGCUCUUGGCCGAUGCGACGUCGAUCGCGGUACACAAGAGCAUCACGUCGAUGCUGGGUCCGCGCAAGGCGCCCAUGGUCGUCACCAAGCUCGUCAACCGGUCCAACGUCAACUUUAUUUCGCACAACCUCAAGCAGUCAGGGUGGUUUGACCAGCAAAAGCACACGGCGACGCUCACGGACACGGUCAAGUUUCUCUGCUCGCCGUCGUUCGCGUCGGGCUUGACGUACUCGACCGAGCUCUGCGACAAUUUGAUCGUGAACCACUUUUUCAACCCGAUGAUUCAAGACAUUGUGCGCGAACUCGUCUUCUCGCCACUCCGUGGGAGCAAAUUGUUUCCGGGAAAGAGCAAAUUCUCGGCCUUUGAGCGCAACUUGGCGUCCACGGGCUUGCAGCGCUCGUCCCUCUUUACGUGCGAACUCCCAUUGGACUUUGUCGGGAAGAGCUUUGCCUACUGCUUUGAGUACCUCUUGACGUCGGACGCGAUUCUGACCCUCGGCGUCUACCGGUGCCUCCCGCUCGAUAUGAUCCCGACCGUCGGCGCGAUGGCGUCGCCGCCCACGUCGCCCAUCAAGUCGAAAGCCCGCAUUGAGCGAAGCGAGAUGGACCGCGCCGUGCCGUUUGGUUUUGUGUACCUGAACCCGCUUCCGCACGAGAUCAUGACGGGCAACGACCUCCUCUACGUGCUUAGCCACAAGCAGCCGUGCUGGGCCUAAGUGGCACGAACCAGGUUGCAUGAUACGACAAUAAGACUAUAUGUGUGGUCAAUGUGUCUUAAAUAAAUGAUCC